This is a messenger RNA of Trichogramma pretiosum, 1719 nucleotides long. RefSeq names its product odorant receptor 45a (gene Or45a). The record is from RefSeq and is a predicted model, not a curated record. The transcript has 9 exons. Gene Ontology annotation, biological process: sensory perception of smell; detection of chemical stimulus involved in sensory perception of smell. Lineage: Eukaryota; Metazoa; Arthropoda; Insecta; Hymenoptera; Trichogrammatidae. Gene Ontology annotation, cellular component: plasma membrane. Bases 7 to 1197 code for a protein of 396 amino acids. Gene Ontology annotation, molecular function: odorant binding; olfactory receptor activity.
GUGACAAUGUUAAACGAUCAAAAUUCAGUUGAUUCAUUUUACGAUAGCACCACGUACCAUCUGAAUAAAAAAUGUUUGAUACUAGCUGGUGGCUGGCCUUUUUUAAAUCCAAGAAAAAGAAAAACCAUAUGGCUCGCCAUUAAUUUUUCCUUAUUUAUUGGAUUUGUGGCAGAGAUAAUUUACAUCGGGGAAAUAAUCGAUAGAACGACAGAAGUAAUCAACUGCUUGAUGGUAAUUUUUUGUGCAAUUUUGGCUUUUUGUUUAUCGAUCAAUGGCGCCGUCAAAUCUCACUCGAUGAAACGUCUACUCGAUUCUGUGAGAGAAAAUUGGAAUGAUUUACAGAGCGACGACGAAAGGAAUAUUUUCUCAAAAUACGCUAAUUACGGCAAGAUUUUCACCAUCGGCCUGUCAGUUUGCUACUAUUUGGUUCUAUUGUGUCAAUGUGUAUCGCCACUGAUACCUCCGAUGCUACAUUAUUGCAUCACGGGCAACUGGACUGACCCCGAAAGAAACAUCCUGGAUGUCGAGUUUUUCAUCGAUCCCGUCAAGUACUAUUGGCCAAUUUUCAUUCACGGAGCUACAUCCACCGUAGCGGCGGUUUGGAUGCUUGUGGCUUACGAUCUUUUCUUCGUCGUGGUGGUGCUGCACUGCUGCGGCAUGUUCGCUGUUUUGCGAUACAAAAUCAAACAAAUGGACAUUAUGCUUUAUCGUUAUUCCUACGAUCAGCAGUUGGUCUUGAAAAAAAUUGAGGAGAUUGUGAUGUACCAUCUCAAGUGUCUCGAAUUCGCCCAAAAAAUCGAGGAUUUUUUCUGCAUUCAGUGUAUAAUACAGAUAUUGGUCAAUACAAUCGUGAUAAGUGUAUGCGGAUCGCAGGUCAUACAACUUGCAGAUACGUCUCCACAAGAAUCAUUCAAGUUUGCUUUCGUGGGCGUUUCGGGCACCUUUCGUCUCGCUUUCUUCAAUGUCUGUGGACAAAUCGUGAACGAUCAGAGCCUCAGAGUACACGAUCAAUUAAUCUACACUACUUGGUACGAGUAUCCAAAACGAGCAAGAAAAUUAUUCGUAAUUCUUUACAAUAGAAGCGCCGAGCCUUGCAAUCUUACAGGUGCUAAAAUGGUCAAUCUCAAUCUCGCCACUUAUUCCAUGCUAAUGAAAACUGCUAUGUCUUAUUUCAUGAUGAUUAUCGAAACACAAUAAUAGAUUAAAAAAUGUUUUAUAUUAAAUCAAAGUUCAUAAACACACAUUAAAACUAUUUUACAUUUUAAUAAAGAGUGGGGAGCUGUGUACCUGCAUUUAUCGAAAUAAGUAUGAUGACAAAUCACUCUCGCUUGGCUGCAGAGAUUUGUGUCUUGGAAAAAGCCCACGGAACAUCUUCCAUUUACGUUUGAAGCCAUAAAAUCAUUAUUAUGUUAUUAUUAUGUGUGUUGUUUUUUCUCAAUCUUUGGCAUUAUCCCGGUAACCUUUGACGAGCGAUCAUCUAGAUGUGAUUUUAUUGAAAAUAAUUAUUCAUGAAAAAUCACAUACAAGCAUUCUUAGUUUUCAAGCCUGUGCUCGUCCGUGAGAAAAGCUCUCUCAGGGCAGAGUAGGUUCUCGAGCUCUAUCCGAUUACCUUUAUAAUAGAAUCGUCGACCAAGCAUCGCCCUCGGUCCUUUUUUGAGUUCCCUCCUCUUCUUGUUGUUUUGUCGUUGUGGCACUGCUCGACGCGGCUUGACAUCUCGC